UGGGGGAGAAGAAGGAAAAGAGAAACUGCAGAAAUGGGAUCGCUGAUGUCUUGCUGCGGAUCCGACAAAGUUGAGCAAGGAGUUGUGAGCGGUGAAUUCAACGGCAACAGCACCUGGAGAAUCUUCACCUACAAAGAGCUCUACUCCGCCACCGACGGAUUCAGCGACGACAAUUUGCUCGGAGAAGGCGGAUUUGGCAGCGUUUACCUGGGCAAAACCAGCGAUGGCCUUCAGAUCGCGGUGAAGAAACUGAAGUCGAUGAGCUCGAAGGCGGAGAUGGAGUUCGCAGUGGAGGUGGAGGUAUUGGCCAGGGUCCGGCACAAGAACCUCCUCGGCCUUCGAGGCUACUGCGCCGCCGUGGACCAGAGGUUGAUCGUGUACGACUACAUGCCCAAUCUCAGCCUGCUGUCGCACCUCCACGGCCAGUUCUCCGGCAAGGUGCGAUUGGAUUGGGCGAGGAGGAUGAACGUAAUCCUUGGAUCCGCGGAAGCUCUGGUGUACUUGCAUCAUGAGGUGACGCCGCACAUAAUUCACAGAGACAUCAAGGCCAGCAACGUGCUCCUCGACGCCGACUUCGAGCCGCUGGUGGCGGACUUCGGGUUCGCAAAGCUGAUCCCGGAGGGCGUCAGCCACAUGACGACGCGGGUGAAGGGGACGCUGGGGUACCUGGCGCCGGAGUACGCGAUGUGGGGGCGCGUCUCCGGCGGAUGCGACGUCUACUCUUUCGGCAUCCUUCUCCUCGAGGUCGUCUCAGGGCGGAAGCCCAUCGAGAGGCUCCCCGGCGGGGCGAAGCGCACCAUCACCGAGUGGGCGGAGCCGAUGAUCGCCCGCGGGCGGAUCAGGGAGCUGGCCGACCCGAGACUGCGGGGCGGGUUCGACGAGGCGGAGCUCCGAAGGGUGGUGGAGGCGGCCGUGAUGUGCGUGCAGGGGGAGGCGGACCAGAGGCCGGACAUGAGGGAGGUGGUGCAGAUCCUCCGGCAGGGGCGGGGGAGGAAGGAGUUGGUGAGGAUGGAGAGCAUCGGGUACGACGAGAACCUGAAGGCGAUGGAUCAGACCAGCGACGAGGAGGAGUACGAACACGGCGCUGUCUCCGCCGCCGGGAAUAAGGUUAACAAUAAUGGAGACGAUGAACAGAGUAGCUUCUACGGCGGAGUGUUUGGGACGACUCCGUCGCCGGUGAAGCCAUGGGACAGGACAAACAUUAACCUCAAAUACUGAAUUAUUACCUUGUUUCUGAUCCAAUUGCUCGCUUAAG
This is a messenger RNA of Zingiber officinale, 1255 nucleotides long. Its product is annotated as putative serine/threonine-protein kinase. Gene Ontology annotation, molecular function: protein kinase activity; ATP binding. Bases 34 to 1218 code for a protein of 394 amino acids. The record is from RefSeq and is a predicted model, not a curated record. Gene Ontology annotation, biological process: protein phosphorylation. NCBI's taxonomy places the organism in Eukaryota, Viridiplantae, Streptophyta, Magnoliopsida, Zingiberales, Zingiberaceae. The transcript is spliced from 4 exons.